AAGAAGAUGAGUGUCACCAAUCAUCACUGCUUCAACAUCCUGACCAUCAUCUUCCUCGUUCUGACUACUACAGCUCUCUCUGCUCAUUUUCGGGUGUGUGAGUCUUACACCGACCACAAAGGGCGCUACCACUUUGGAUUCCACUGUCCUCGACUCUCGGACAACAAGACGUACAUGUUCUGCUGCCACCAUAACAACACGGCCUUCAAGUACUGCUGCAACGAUACUGAGUUUCAAACAGUCAUGCAGGUCAACCUGACCACGUCUCCAGACGGCUACACUCACAACAAUUACUCUGCAUUAAUCGGCGUCUGGAUCUACGGAUUCUUCGUCAUGGUGCUGCUAGCACUUGAUUUUCUGUACUACUCGGCCAUGAACUAUGAGGUGUGCCGAGUUUAUCUGGAGAAGUGCGGGUUGGGCGGCCGCUGGCUGAAACAGGCCCGAGGUCAGUGGCACGGCGAGGGACAGGAGGAAAGGGACGGACGGCCCGCUCAACCCACAGCUCCGUCACAACCUCAAGAGCAACAUCAUGAACACAGCUGUGGUCAGAUCAGACACAGCCUGGCGAGCCCAGGACAGACCGCACACAAUACCACAACAGACUGAGAUUAACCAAAUGUAAGGACCAACUGUUGGAGUCCCCCGGUGAGGAAGUGCAUUAUGGGAAACAUACUGUAGUACAUGCCCCUGCCACAUGGACCUACAUCACAGGGCCUGUUUGCCCCUGGCCUCUCAAUGUGGUCCAAAUCUCACAGGGUACAUCCUUCAACCCCUCGACAAACCCAGAAACUCAACUCAGAGCCAACUGGAAAUGGUCCAAUGGUGGAACCAGAGAUUCUGAAGAGCGAGCCUUGUGGCACUCUGGAAGCACAUUUCGGACCGAAAUGGACUUUGAUAGACACAGAACUCACCCUGGACAUCUUUGGAGGACCUAUGUAGCCGUUUCUGCACCAUUUUGCAAGCUCCUCUAGAUUAAACUCUCUGUAACUGUGCAGCGUCGGUUUAUUUAUUUGUAGUCAGGGAAAAUGCUGAGUGAUGAAUGAAGAUGUCAAACAUCAUUUAAAACAUCUUUUAAAUCACUCUCAUGACUCAAUACUAGAAGUUAAAUGACCUUUUUUGCAGUAAAUGUCAACUCACAUGUCACGGCUGGUUUUGCGGUGAAGAUCAUAUGUGAAUGUCUGUUUUUGACUACUGCUGUGAUUCGACAUUUUCUCAUCUGUAAGAAUCAGCGAGGUACUGUAGCAAACUGUUAAAUUCAUUUUGUUUAAUGCCCUGAAGAGCUCAUGGUGUAUGUUUGUCACGUUGUUUUGUUCAGCUGGAAAGCGAAUAUUGAUAGCGAUCAGUUGAGUUCAUAUAGACUUUAGUUUAGAAGUGAAAUGCCAAAAUAAACAUGAUUCCACACUUCUUUGCACAAAGGAGACACUUACAGAAAGAAAAGGUUUUGUUCUUUGUUUACCUUGGUAUUGCAAGGCAUUACCCAGCUAACAAAAAAUGUUUUGCGAACAUUAUGAAAAUGUUAUUUCUGCAUGAUCUCUGAACACACAUGGUUUUGUUAUGUUCAGAUUAAGGGGCUGAUGAUCACUCAGAACUAAAAUCACAGGACACAGAGCUCAGGAAUGUUGUUUUUUUACAGCACAGAGGAAUGCUUUCUCUGCCAUGUUUCCAUUAAAUUUAUAUUACACAAAAAAAAAAGAGAGAGUUGCCAUUCCAGCUUGCUAUGGUAAACAAACGCUUGCCCUGGGGUCUUCUGAUAAGUCUGUUUCUGAACUGACAUCGAUGUGUGAACCUGUGUGAAAAAAAGAUGUAUUAUUUUAGUGUUAUUUUAAAGUGACACGUCAUCUUAAAAACAUGCCACUCAAGUGUGAGACGCUGCAAAAGAUGUCUAACAGGUUUACCUAGAAAAACAAUGGAUAAUUUCAUAUUGGACUGGAAAAACACGUUCUGUGUUCCAUUUUAUAAUUUUCCAGACAUUAUGGAAAUGUUACUUUUGAAUGUUCUCUGAACAUUCUAAAACAUUAAAUAACAUUUAAAAAACAACAACAACAGAUUAACAUCUAACUCAAACAUUUUAGAAAUGAAACAUUCUAUAAACAAUUUAUAAAUAAUGAUUUUUGUUCCAGCGUUGAGAACAUUAUUAAAGACCAGAUAACUCUGAACAAAUGUCCUGUUAGUAUUACUGGAUACAUUUAUUCAUAACUUUAAGAGAACCUUGCCAGAACAUUAGCCAAAGUUCUAAAAACGUUCAUUGUUAGCUGGGUAUCAGCUUCUCAGGCCUGUUGAAAUGUAGAUAAACUCAGUUUAGCCAAAUAGAACAUGUUCCUUCAUCAACAUCCUUGUUUGUGAUGGAAGAAUAUUACAGUCAGAUUUCAUAUUCUAGGUUUAGGGGCAUUUUUUUAAUCACUCAAUCAUAUCCCUAUGAUUUGGUCAAUUAACGUUUAACAGAAAUUAUUAUUUAAGAGAAACAAAAGACCAAGGGACAUCUAAUUGGCUAAUUUCUAUAUGUCAUCAAAAACAAACAAAAUAUCAGACGUCAAAGUGUUCAAGGCAACAUAAAUUUACUUCAUGUGCACUGGCCAGCAAGUAUUUAAAACAAGCGCUUCAGUCUUGGUUGCUGCACCAAACUGAAUACAGCAUGUUUUCAGCAAUAAGUUUAGAAUAUGUCUGUUGGUAGGAAUCCACAGAGCAGUUUUUGGCAGACAGCAGCCUAAUUACGCACAUAAAGCAGAACAGAGCUGCUAUGGCUCCACCACCUUUGACUGAAGUAAUUGGUGGUUCAGAAACGAGCUCAAGGUGGAGGAGUUCAGAUCUCUGGUUUGAGCAGGUGCGAGUUUAAUUAUGGUGUCAGCUGGCAGGAGGAUGACUGUGAUUCAUCAUCUGUUCUAGAGAAUAUGGAAACUCUGCUGAAGGUGUUUGGGCAUCACUGCCCACAGAUUUCUGCAAAAUUCACUCAUUAUUUACAAAGCUUGCACCCUGGUGUGCUUGUUUACUAAAUAGGUUUGUUAAUUCAAAAAGGCUUUCAGAUCA
Molecule: messenger RNA, 3024 nt
Organism: Carassius carassius (crucian carp)
Lineage: Eukaryota; Metazoa; Chordata; Actinopteri; Cypriniformes; Cyprinidae
Product: protein shisa-like-1a
Exons: 4
Coding region: 7-606 (199 amino acids)
Source: RefSeq, a predicted model, not a curated record